Messenger RNA from Drosophila obscura, 961 nucleotides. RefSeq lists its product as uncharacterized. The transcript is spliced from 3 exons. Lineage: Eukaryota; Metazoa; Arthropoda; Insecta; Diptera; Drosophilidae. The record is from RefSeq and is a predicted model, not a curated record. The coding region runs from base 147 to 848 and encodes 233 amino acids.
UGCCUAUACCUCAUUCAAUAGUCAACUCUCCUCGCCUGAUCACAUCCAAAUUUAGUAGGUAAAACAAUCAAUCUUAUAUAUCUGUGUCUGACUUUUCCACUACAAAGAGCACUGCCAGUUCCGUUGACUUUUCGGUUUCGCUGGCCAUGGCUGACGUACCGGGUGCGCCGAUCAUUUCCAUCUACGACCUGCUGCUGGAGCGCAAGAUCCUGCUUGCUGGCAAGGGGGCAUUCCGCAAGCAGAGGAACCAACAAGAACCGAACGAGCCGAUGGCCGAGACUGCCACCAAAGCCAAGACCAUCAGCAGUAGCAUCAGUAAGCACCUCAGCUGUUCGUCCGAUGGGGAAGUGACACCGUCGGGGCCAGCUAAUGUUUCGGCCUCGCACCUGAUCAAGAAGCGGACGGGCGUAAUCAUGCAGCAGCCCACAAAGAAGGAAGUGCCGGACAAGCUGCCCAAGAACGCGGCGCCCAGGAUUCUCAGUGCGAAGACCAAAACGAGAGCCUCUUCAGUUGGCAAUAGCCUCUCCGAUGCCUCCACAUCCAAGCCAUUGACGAGCACGCGCCGCAAGACGAAGAAGAAGAAGGUGCAAGCCUCGGGAGGCUCGACUUCAAAGUCCUACUUGAUCGACCACUCGGCUGACCAGCGCAUGCCCAUGUCACCGCGUAAGGCUGGCGGGGAAAUCCUUGCACGCGCCAAGACACCCACACCUACAGCUACAACACCCAAGUUAAAUACCCCCAAAACAUCGCAGACCAAGCUGCGCCUGAAGGGGCGCAAGUCCAAAACUUCCCUCGGCUCAAGCAAGACUCCAACGACUCCCAGCAGUGUCAACCGUUGGCGCAUCUAGGAACAGCGUUUGCACUGGAUCUACCACAUCGCAUUUUUUAGUUACCAUUUUUAAAUUAUAUUUAAAUUUAAAGUUUCUUUAGAAAUUUAUAGGAAUUACAAUUACAAUUAAUA